ACGACGACGACUACGAGCAGCAUGGCAGGCAUGGCGGCGACGUCGUGGAUCUUCCUCCUCUUCUGCGUCAUCAACAUGCUCAACUACGUGGACCGAGGGAUCAUCCCAGGCGCGCCGACGCAGUUCCAGUACUUUAUCGAGGCCACGCUGCACAUCUCGGUGACGCAGGAGGGCUUCUACCUCGGGCUGCUCGCCUCGUCCUUCAUUGCGAGCUACGCCGUCUUCAUCGUGCUCUUUGGGUACCUCUCGAUCUUCAUGAAGCCUUUCCGCCUCAUCGCGAUCGGCCUCUUUGUGUGGUGCAUCGCGAUGGCCAUGUGCGGCCUCGCCAAGACGUACCAGAGCUUCGCGCUCCUCCUCGCCGGGCGCAUCCUCAGCGGCAUUGGCGAGUCGUCCUUCCAGUGCAUUGCGCCGCCGUUCAUAGACGACCACGCGCCGCCCUCGACGCGGACGCUGUGGAUGGGCGUCUUCUUCACGCUCACCUCGGCAGGCACCGCGCUCGGGUACGCCUACGGUGCGGUCAUGUCCAAUUCGUCAUGGGGCUGGGGCUGGGCGUUCUACCUCGAAGCGCUCGCGAUGCUGCCGCUGGCCUACAUUUGCCUCGUCGGCAUUCCGCCGGCGUACGACCAGCCCGCGAACGCGACGGCCGAGCACCACCUCAAGCUCGACGCAGAGCAAGGCAAGACGCUCUUGCAGAAGGAGGCCGAGUCGCCGCGGCUCUCGUUCUGGCAAGAGUCGUACGAGGUCAUGGUGCACCCAGUGUUUCUCCUGAGCGUGCUCGGAUCAGCAGCGUUCACGUUCUCGAUCUCGGGCCUCGGCGUCUUUGGCCCACUCUUCCUCAUCGGCCUUGGUGUCUUCGAACACGAGACCGAAGCCUCCAUGGUCUUUGGCGCCCUCGUCGUGGUGAGCGCGGUCGUUGGCACGCCGCUCGGCGGGUACCUCCUCGACCUCUCGUCGCAUCAAGUGCACGCGACCGUGCGGCAGUACUAUGCGCUGCGGCAGAUGUUUUUCCUCAUGGCCGUCGGGACGGGUCUCGCGAUCCUUGCGUGGUACGGGCUUCCAUCCAAGGUGUGGUUUCUCUCGCUCGUGGGCCUCGCCCUCAUCUUCUUGUUUGCGACGCCGUCCUGCACCGCCAUUGCCGUCCUCCUCUGCGUCGAGCCGUCGCGACGACCGCUCGCGGUGGCCGUAAACACGCUCCUCAUUCACGCGCUCGGUGACGUGCCGUCGCCGAUCAUUCUCGGCUGGCUCAAGGACAAGUACGCGCCCAACUGCGGCAGCAUCGAGGUGCAUGGCGUGAUCGUCCUCAACCCGCGCUGCAGUGACGACGCGGAAGGGCUUUUGCUCACGUUCCUCUUUCCACUGCUGUGGAUGCUCUGGACGGUCCUUGCAUGGGGCUUGCAGUCGUCGUCGUCCGCUGCCGCCUCGUGCGCGAAGGCCACUCGUUCUAACGAGGUAGUACUAGAAGAGUCAGCCAGCUAGCAGUGUAUCAACUAU
Messenger RNA from Saprolegnia parasitica CBS 223.65, 1491 nucleotides. RefSeq lists its product as hypothetical. The coding region runs from base 22 to 1476 and encodes 484 amino acids. The record is from RefSeq and is a predicted model, not a curated record. The transcript is spliced from 4 exons. Gene Ontology annotation, molecular function: transmembrane transporter activity. Gene Ontology annotation, biological process: transmembrane transport. Gene Ontology annotation, cellular component: membrane. Lineage: Eukaryota; Oomycota; Saprolegniomycetes; Saprolegniales; Saprolegniaceae.